Molecule: messenger RNA, 323 nt
Organism: Funneliformis caledonium
Lineage: Eukaryota; Fungi; Glomeromycota; Glomeromycetes; Glomerales; Glomeraceae
Source: the annotation of a GenBank genome assembly
AACUUGGGAUUAGGCGUAUUCGAACAAAUAAAAGAACCUUCAGAGUGCGAUAUUAUAAUGGAUCCAAAAGGGGCAACUUCUAAUAAUUCAACUAAACCAAAAAUAAGAAACCCAACAACAUCAAGUUUCUUUGAAAAACAGCUGCAAAGGUCUACUAGUUCUUUACGUGGUUCCGGUUAUGCGCUUCCCUUUUCAGCAGAGAACUUCGACCAGAAAGAAACUGGUUACCAAACUCCAGAACAGAUAACUGGUUACAAACGCCCAGAAGGACAGAACUGGGGUAUCAAACCGCCAAGAAGGAAAACUUGGGACAUGAAAGUGGG